This is a messenger RNA of Komagataella phaffii GS115, 615 nucleotides long. Its product is annotated as 60S ribosomal protein L15. Gene Ontology annotation, biological process: cytoplasmic translation. The coding region runs from base 1 to 615 and encodes 204 amino acids. Gene Ontology annotation, cellular component: cytosolic large ribosomal subunit; ribosome. The transcript has a single exon. The record is from RefSeq and is a predicted model, not a curated record. Gene Ontology annotation, molecular function: structural constituent of ribosome; RNA binding. Lineage: Eukaryota; Fungi; Ascomycota; Pichiomycetes; Pichiales; Pichiaceae.
AUGGGUGCCUACAAGUACUUACAAGAGUUGCAAAGAAAGAAGCAGUCUGACGUUAUGCGUUUCCUGUACCGUAUUAGAUGUUGGGAGUACAGACAAAAGACCGUCAUCCACCGUGCUACUAAGCCAUCCAGACCUGACAAGGCUAGAAGUUUAGGAUUCAAAUCCAAGAAGGGUUACGUCAUCUACAGAGUUAGAGUCAGAAGAGGUGGAAGAAAGAGACCUGUGCCAAAGGGUGCUACUUACGGUAAGCCAACCAACCAGGGUGUAAACCAACUUAAGUACCAGAAAUCUCUGCGUUCUACUGCUGAGGAGCGUGUUGGUAGAAGAAUUUCCAACAUGAGAGUUUUGAACUCUUACUGGGUUAACCAGGACUCCACUUACAAGUUCUUUGAAGUUAUCUUGGUGGACCCAUCUCACUCCAACAUCAGAACCGAUGCCAAGAUCAACUGGAUCGUCAACCCUGUCCACAAGCACAGAGAGGCCAGAGGUCUUACUUCCAUCGGAAAGAAGUCCAGAGGUAUCAACAAGGGACACUUGUUCAACAAGACCAGAGCUGGUCGUUUCCACACCUGGAAGAAGCACAACACUUUGUCUGUGUGGAGAUACAGAAAAUAG